UUAUGUUAGUUAUAUUAAUUUACAUUAGGUGGGAAAUUGGAGAUUUCUUGGACAAGGUAGUCUUUAAAAACUGACUUUAAAGAAUAGUAGGAUUUCAGCAGGGAAAAAUCAAGGAAAAGGAAGAGUACAAAGCUUUCUAGAAGAAAUCCUAGAAGCUCAAGGCUUUUGACAAAGAGAAGUCCAAUUUAUAUUAGGAACAUAGAGGAGGGAAUUAAUAAGGUAGAUUAGCACUAAAUCUUUCUCUUUUUUUAAACUUUUUUUCCAAAAUUAAUUUUACACAUAUUUAUAAUCUUUCCUUUUCACGGACUCUCCCAAAUGAUAAAAACAAAACAAAACAAAUUUAAAAAUAAAACCCUCACUGUAAAUAUGCAUAGUCCAGGAAAACUUUUCUAGAUUGGCCACUUCUGAAAAGUUUUUUUUUUUUUUUUUUUUAAUACCGAAUUUUAAGUUCUUUACCUCCGUGGCAGGAGGUGGAGGUCUUGUUAAUGGUCUUUUCUCACUCCUUAUCUUUCUUGACUAUUCUGCAGCCUUUAAAACUGUUGGUUAUUUCUUGUCUUGAUCUUUUCACUCAGUCAUGUCUGCCGACACUGGGUUGGCACUAGAUCUUAAAUAGCAUUAAGUACUUUAUUCACUAGGCAGUGAGGAGCUAUUAAAGUUUUUUUCAAGGGAGUCACAUAGGUAGAAUAGAUACAUUAGGGAGAUGGUUUUGGCAGCGGCGUGCAAAAUGUACUACAAAGAACUGAACACCACUUGGAAGACGAAAGUAGUCCGGAGGAAAAGUAAUAGUUGCCAGCAAAUAUUGGUAAUGCUAAUCUACCGAGUAAAAGACAAGCGCAAUUACAUAAAUAUACCGUAUAAAAAAGAGGCAGUACAAAGUUUCUAUAUCAUUUGUGGCAAGAAAUCAUAAACAUAUCGAUUCUUCUGGAAGAUGAAAGGAUCUUCGUUCAUCAUUCUAGAAAUCUAUCUAUGGAAAGGUCACCAAGCCGGUCAAUUAUGAAACAUAAUUGCUGGCAAAAAUUGUCGGAUCAUUUGCCCGCAUGAAGGUUUUUUAAAGUGGACUCCAUAUCUCCAUUUCACAAUGGGACUCGUUUCUCCGGAGACCUUGCCUCAGGAGGGCAAAGAGUCAAAAGAGCGGACUUGAAAGGAAGGAAAGAAGAAAGAAAGGCCGGGAGAAGUGGACAUUAAAGGAAUAGGCGUGGGAGGAGGGGGAGGGAGAGCCAGGAGGGAAGAAGCAGGCAGGAGGUGGAGCAAGGGAGGGCGGGGAUCAGGGAGAGGUGGAGGCAAAGAGAGGAGAAGGCAGACCUAGAGAUUAAGGGAGUGGAGGGCGCGGGAGUGACCGGAAGAGGUGAAGACGGUAAAAAUAAAGCCGGAGAGAGAGAGGAAGGUGUGGAAGAUACCUCAAGCUAAGGAAGACCUCUAGAACCUCAGAAGACUGGAGAGAGAGGCGGAAGGAGAAUGGAGGAGGGAAUGACGGGGAAAGGGGGCGCGGACGGGGGCGUGGUCAAAAGGGGCGGAGCGAGAGAUGAAGGGCUGAAGUGAGCGUCAGCUCCCGGCUAUCGCGAGAAUUGGGCCGGGGCCGAGCUCAGCAAUCUAUUCCCACCCCCCCCUCCCCUCCCCAACACCAUCCCGGGAGGAGCAGCGGCUGCCGGAGCCGCCGGCUCUGGACUCUCCCAAUUCUGAGCUCUCAUCAUGGCGGCAGCGGCGGCGGCGGCUGUCGGGGGGCAGCCGUCGCCUCAGUCUGAGCCGCCUCAGCCGGACCUGGGCCGGGACAAGGCGGCCACGGCGGCACACCUGAAGGAGGCGCUAAGCCGGCCGGACAACCGGGCGGGUGCUGAGGAGCUGCAGGCUCUGUUGGAGCGGGUGCUGAGCGCCGAGCGGCCGCUGGCCCGGGCGGAGGGCGGGGGGGAGGAGGCGGCAGCGGCGGCGGCCGGAGGAGGCAGCGGGGGCGCUAGCGGCGGCGGCCCGGGGGCUGCGGAAGAGGAGGCCCUCGAGUGGUGUAAGUGCCUUUUGGCCGGCGGCGGCGGCUACGAGGAGUUCUGCGCCGCGGUGAGGGCCUACGACCCCGCGGCGCUCUGCGGCCUGGUCUGGACAGCCAACUUCGUGGCCUACCGGUGCCGGACGUGCGGCAUCUCUCCUUGCAUGUCCCUGUGCGCCGAGUGCUUCCAUCAGGGCGACCACACCGGACACGACUUCAACAUGUUCCGCAGCCAGGCCGGGGGCGCCUGCGAUUGUGGGGACAGCAACGUGAUGCGGGAGAGCGGGUUUUGCAAAAGACAUCAAAUUAAAUCAAGUUCAAAUAUUCCUUGUGUUCCAAAAGACUUACUGAUGAUGUCUGAAUUUGUUCUUCCACGGUUUAUUUUUUGUCUUAUUCAAUACUUAAGAGAAGGCUAUAAUGAACCAGCAGUUGAUGUACCAUCAGAAAAAGAUCUUCACAAAGUCCUUCAGUUAUUGGGACCCCAAAUUUCCUUUUUGGAAGAUUUGACUAAAAUGGGAGGAGCGAUGCGAUCUGUUCUUACCCAGGUUUUGACAAAUCAGCAAAACUACAAAGAUCUUAGUUCUGGUCUUGGAGAAAAUGCAUGUGCAAAGAAAAGUCAUGAAAAGUACCUCAUAGCUCUGAAGGGUUCUGGAUUGGCAUUUCCUGAGGAUAAACUUACAUGUGGUAUGCAGGACCAGGCUGCUGGCACUAGCUCUGUGGCAGUUUCAGGUUUUGCAGGUGCUACAGGAACGUCAGAACAAGUGGAUUCUUCAGAUGAGGAGGACCAGGAUGGUAGCCAAGGUGUGGGCAAACGCAAGAGGGUAAAAUUAAGCAGCAGUGUCAAAGAUCAAUCUAUUAUGGAUGUUUUGAAACAUAAAAGUUUUCUAGAAGAAUUAUUAUUUUGGACUAUAAAAUAUGAAUUUCCACAAAAGAUGGUAACUUUCUUACUCAACAUGCUACCAGAUCAAGAUUAUAAGAUUGCUUUUACAAAAACCUUUGUCCAGCAUUAUGCUUUUAUUAUGAAAACACUGAAGAAAAGUCAUGAAUCAGACACAAUGUCUAACAGAAUUGUGCAUAUUAGUGUUCAGCUAUUCAGCAAUGAGGAACUGGCAAGACAAGUAACAGAAGAAUGCCAAUUGCUGGAUAUUAUGGUCACUGUUUUAUUAUACAUGAUGGAGAGUUGCCUUAUUAAAAGUGAACUGCAAGAUGAAGAAAACAGUUUACAUGUGGUAGUAAACUGUGGAGAAGCACUACUGAAGAACAAUACUUAUUGGCCUCUUGUCAGUGAUUUUAUAAAUAUCCUUUCACAUCAAAGUGUGGCAAAGAAAUUCCUGGAGGAUCAUGGUUUGUUAGUUACUUGGAUGAAUUUUGUGUCAUUUUUUCAAGGUAUGAACUUAAAUAAACGAGAACUAAAUGAACAUGUGGAAUUUGAAUCUCAGACCUACUAUGCUGCAUUUGCUGCUGAGCUUGAGGCUUGUGCACAGCCGAUGUGGGGGCUGUUAUCACACUGCAAAAUUAGGGAAACACAAGAAUAUACAAGAAAUGUUGUUAGAUAUUGCCUAGAAGCACUUCAGGACUGGUUUGAUGCUAUAAACUUUGUAGAUGAGCCAGCUCCCAACCAGGUUACUUUUCAUUUGCCACUACAUCGUUAUUAUGCUAUGUUUUUGAGUAAGGCUGUGAAAUGUCAAGAGCUAGAUCUAGAUUCUAUUUUACCAGAUCAGGAAAUGUUGAUGAAAUUAAUGAUUCACCCACUCCAAAUCCAGGCAAGUCUCUCUGAAAUUCACAGUAACAUGUGGGUUAGAAAUGGCCUUCAGAUCAAAGGACAAGCUAUGACUUAUGUACAGUCUCAUUUCUGUAAUUCCAUGAUUGAUCCUGACAUAUACUUACUACAGGUCUGUGCAUCUAGACUUGACCCAGAUUAUUUUAUUUCAUCUGUUUUUGAAAGAUUUAAAGUAGUGGAUUUGUUGACAAUGGCUUCACAACAUCAAAAUACAAUACUUGACUCAGAACAUGAAAGAUCUAUGUUAGAAGGAGCCCUCACAUUUCUUGUGAUUCUGUUGAGCCUUCGUUUACAUUUAGGAAUGACAGAUGAUGAAAUCCUCAGGGCAGAGAUGGUAGCCCAACUUUGUAUGAAUGACAGGACACAUAGUUCAUUGCUGGAUCUCAUUCCAGAAAAUCCCAAUCCCAAAAGUGGAAUUAUUCCAGGUAGCUACAGUUUUGAAUCUGUGUUGUCAGCUGUAGCUGAUUUUAAAGCUCCCGUUUUUGAACCUGGAGGUUCUAUGCAACAAGGAAUGUAUACUCCCAAAGCUGAAGUCUGGGAUAGAGAGUUUGACCCAGUCAUGGUAAUCCUUCGGACAGUUUACCGUAGAGAUGUGCAGUCUGCAAUGGACAGAUAUACCGCAUUUUUAAAACAGAGUGGAAAAUUCCCUGGAAAUCCUUGGCCUCCUUAUAAGAAAAGGACACCUCUGCACCCCAGUUACAAAGGUCUCAUGCGACUUUUACAUUGUAAAACUUUACAUAUUGUCCUAUUCACCCUACUUUACAAGAUUUUAAUGGAUCACCAAAAUCUGUCAGAACAUGUCCUCUGUAUGGUUUUAUAUCUGAUUGAAUUAGGACUUGAAAAUUCACCUGAAGAAGAGCCAGAUGAAGAAGAACCUGUGGGUGGACAAGAACGUUGCCAUGACAGUUGGUUUCCUGGUAGUAACUUAGUAUCUAACAUGAGGCACUUUAUAAAUUAUGUGAGAGUAAGGGUUCCAGAAACAGCUCCCGAAGUAAAGAGAGAGCCACCUGCAAGUACCAGUUCUGAUAGCUUUGCUUCUACACAGAAUUCAGGUACAGCUCAAGUUUUCAGCUUAGUAGCAGAACGUAGAAAAAAAUUUCAGGAGAUCAUUAAUCGUAAUAGUGGUGAAGCAAAUCAGGUGGUUCGUCCCAAAACAUCAAAUAAAUGGUCUGCUCCUGGUUCAACUCCACAGUUAACUACAGCUAUUUUGGAAAUCAAAGAAAGUAUAUUAUCUUUGUUAAUCAAACUUCACCACAAACUCUCAGGAAAACAAAACUCUUACUAUCCUCCCUGGUUAGAUGAUCUAGAAAUUUUAAUCCAACCAGAAAUUCCCAAAUACAGUCAUGGAGAUGGCAUGACUGCAGUAGAGAGAAUUUUGUUAAAAGCUGCAUUGCAAAGCAGAUUGAACAAGCGCAUCAUUGAAGAAAUAUGUAAGAAAGUGACCCCUCCUGUACCGCCCAAAAAAGCCAGUUCAGCAGAGAAGAAAACUUUGGACAAAGAAGAAAGGCGACAAAAGGCUAGAGAAAGACAACAGAAGUUGCUUGCAGAAUUUGCUUCCAGACAGAAAAGCUUCAUGGAAACCGCUAUGGAUGUUGAUUCUCCAGAAACUGAUAUUGCUAUGGAGAUAGUGACACCAGAACAGCAAGUCUCUGAAGCAGUAUAUGACUGUGUCAUCUGUGGACAAAGUGGCCCAUCCUCUGAAGAGCGACCCACAGGGUUGGUUGUGCUUUUGCAAGCCUCUUCAGUCUUAGGGCAGUGUCGGAACAGCACAGAGCCAAAGAAGCUGCCAACCACAGAAGAGGAGCAGAUAUACCCCUGGGAUACAUGUGCUGCAGUGCAUGAUGUUAGGCUUUCCUUGUUACAGCGUUUUUUUAAGGAUAGUUCCUGUCUCCAGGCUGUAUCAAUUGGCUGGGAAGGAGGUGUUUACGUGCAAACUUGUGGCCACACAUUGCACAUAGAUUGCCAUAAAUCGUACAUGGAAUCAUUGCGGAAUGACCAGGUUCUUCAGGGUUUCUCUGUGGAAAAAGGAGAAUUCACAUGCCCACUUUGUCGUCAAUUUGCUAACAGCGUACUUCCCUGUUAUCCUGGAAACAAUGUGGAAAAUAGCCUUUGGCAGUGUCAUAGUAACAAGAGCCUGCAAGAGCUCAUAAAAGAGGUUGAAGAGCUUCAAGAACAGCUGGGAAUUUUCCCAGUAAGCAUCAGUUCAGAAACCAACUUAAGUAAAGAAAUGGAAUCUGUAAUGAAGGAUAUCAAAAGUACUACACAAAGGAAAUACACAGACUAUAGCAAGACUCCUGGCUCACCAGACAAUGAUUUUCUCUUUAUGUAUUCUGUAGCUAGGACCAAUUUGGAACUUGAGUUAAUUCAUCGUGGAGGGAAUUUGUGUUCAGGGGGAGCAAGCACAGCUGGCAAACGAUCUUGUUUGAAUCAGCUAUUCCAUGUAUUAGCCAUGCAUAUGAGGCUUUAUAGCAUUGAUUCUGCCUACAAUCCAUGGAAAAAACUAACUCGAUUAAUGCAAGAUAUUAAUUCACAGCUCUGCAAUGAAGAGCAACCUGAGGUUCCUGUGCUUUACCGAGAUGUUUCAUCACUUUUGCUUAUCCAGAUUUUAACCAUGCCACAGCCUUUACACAAAGAACACUUUACAUGCAUCGUGAAGGUACUUUUUACAUUACUAUAUACACAAGCUCUUGCAGCACUUUCAGUUAAAUGCAGUGAGGAAGAAAGAUUAGCCUGGAAAGACUUGGGAACCCUCAAAAAGAAUACAUGCAAUGCUGAAAAGUCUUGGGAGGUAUUAUUGAGCCUUGUGAUAAAUGAACUGUCUAAAGGGAAGCUGUACUUGGAAGGAGAAACUGAAGAACUUGGAAUGGUUAACCCUAUUGCCUGGUCUCCUGAUAACAUAGAAAGAUAUUUACAGCAGUUCUGCUUACCUUUUCUCAGGAUCACCAGCCUUCUUCAACAUCACCUUUUUGGGGGAGAUUUACCAAGCUGUCAGGAAGAAGAAGAAUUUACCGUUCUUGCUAGCUGCUUGGGGCUUCUACCAUCUUUUAGUCAAACAGCUCAUCCAUUCACCAGUGCUGCCUGCCUUGACUGGUCUGUUCCAGCAUUUGACAUCAUACCUCAGUGGUGCUUUGAAGUAACUUCAUUUUCUGAAAGACAUGCAGAACAAGUAAAGGUUUUGCUUAUCCAGGAAUCAAAAUGGGACUUACCACACUUAUUACAGUUGCCUGAGAACUAUAAUACCAUCUUUCAGUACUACCACAGAAAAACUUGUAGUGUGUGCACUAAAGUUCCUAAAGAUCCUGCUGUAUGCCUUGUUUGUGGUACUUUUGUCUGCCUGAAAGGACUUUGCUGCAAACAACAAAGUUACUGCGAAUGUGUACUGCAUUCUCAGAACUGUGGUGCUGGAACAGGAAUAUUUCUUUUGAUCAAUGCAUCGGUAAUUAUUAUUAUUCGAGGCCAUCGUUUCUGCCUCUGGGGUUCCGUUUAUCUGGAUGCACAUGGUGAAGAAGACCGGGAUCUUAGACGUGGCAAGCCUCUCUACAUUUGCAAGGAAAGAUACAAAGUUCUUGAACAGCAGUGGGUUUCUCAUACUUUUGAUCACAUCAAUAAAAGAUGGGGUCCACAUUAUAAUGGGCUAUAAAUCAUCUAUUACCUGCAGCUUCACACCAUAUCAUCCAUCACCUUUACUAAGAAUCCAGCUUUACAAAGAUAAGCUUUAACUUAAUUUGGGGGAUUAACUCACUGGAAAAAAAGAAACCAUGCCAUUUUUAAGCCUUUCAAUAAUUAGGUGCUGUUGAUAUUACAUUAAUGGUACUAUAACUUAAAAAAAAAAAAUCUUUGGGAGGCCAUGAAAAGUUUAACUUCCUUGGUACUCAUGCUUUUUGUUUAUUCCACAAUUGAUAAGAAGCACAACUUGUUCUCAAAAUUAUUUAAAAGUGAGAUCUCCCAACAAUGAGAUGAAAUACUUCUUUGAUAUUUUGAGUGGAUUUGAGUUAUUGCAGGUUUACUGCUUCCACAUCCUUUGUGUUUAAUUUGCAUCUACUAAACAUAUUGCAUAAUUUUUCCUUUCCAUUUCUUGUGUUGAUUUGAGAUUUUUGCUUGCUACAUAUGUAAUUAGACAACAAUUGUAAAACAUGAUUUAUGUGAGAUAUUGUAUAGUAAAAGUUGGUCUAACAGUAGAACUUAAAAAAAAAAUUCACUUAUUGUGAGAGGUCUGUUAAAAGCUUUCAGACGUUGCUGAAAAUCUAACUCAUUCUCAGGAAUUUCAUAAAUAUUAUCCCCAGGUAAAUAAAUAAAAUAGCUGUAAAAUAA
This is a messenger RNA of Antechinus flavipes (yellow-footed antechinus), 8066 nucleotides long. RefSeq names its product ubiquitin protein ligase E3 component n-recognin 3 (gene UBR3). Gene Ontology annotation, molecular function: zinc ion binding; ubiquitin protein ligase activity. NCBI's taxonomy places the organism in Eukaryota, Metazoa, Chordata, Mammalia, Dasyuromorphia, Dasyuridae. Gene Ontology annotation, cellular component: cytoplasm; ubiquitin ligase complex. Gene Ontology annotation, biological process: protein ubiquitination; ubiquitin-dependent protein catabolic process via the N-end rule pathway. The coding region runs from base 1690 to 7395 and encodes 1901 amino acids. The record is from RefSeq and is a predicted model, not a curated record. The transcript has 39 exons.